GUAUCUGUAAUCAAUCCAUAUCUUCUGUGUGUUGAACCCGAAGCCUUACUUUAUACGAUUCAUUUUGAUAUUGUCAAAUGCAUUAAGAAUUAGAGCUUUUUAUAGACACUAUCAAAUGUUAAAUAGUUAGCUUCUAGUAGAACCUGAACGCACCAGGAGCCUUCGUGGCUCAAUAAAGUUUUAUUUGAGUGACGUCAUUUGUGCUGCGUUGGUCUGGACGUGGCACCGACGAGGAGCUGCUUCCUCUCCGCCGACUCCCCCGUGUCUUCAGCGGCACUGACGAGCAGCUUCUCCCGGAUCCACCGGCUCGUGACCGCUGCUGUCUGGUUUGAAUCCUCCCGCAGCAUAACCGGGACAUCUUUUUUAAAAUGGGCUUGACUAUCUCCUCCUUGUUUACGAGGUUGUUCGGGAAGAAGCAGAUGAGGAUACUGAUGGUCGGUUUGGACGCUGCCGGUAAAACAACGAUCUUAUACAAGCUGAAGCUCGGAGAGAUAGUCACCACCAUCCCGACCAUCGGGUUCAAUGUGGAGACAGUCGAGUACAGAAACAUCUGUUUCACAGUUUGGGACGUAGGUGGUCAGGACAAGAUCCGUCCUCUAUGGAGACACUAUUUCCAGAACACACAGGGUCUGAUCUUUGUGGUCGACAGUAACGACAGAGAGCGAGUAGCAGAGUCUGCGGAGGAGCUCUCCAAGAUGAUCCAGGAGGAUGAGCUGAAGGAGGCGGUCCUUCUGGUUUUUGCCAACAAACAGGAUCUUCCAAAUGCGAUGGGAGUCAGUGAACUCACCGACAAACUGGGUCUGCACAGCCUCCGAAGCAGAACUUGGCAUGUGGAGGCCACCUGUGCCACUCAAGGUACAGGUCUGUACGAGGGUCUGGACUGGCUGUCCAACGAGCUGUCGAAGCGUUAGACCAGCUGACAGGAAGCAGCAGACUGAUGUCAUCGACUGAUUCCUGUGUACCAAGCGCAGAAGGAGCGUUUACCUGAAGUUCUUUUUUAUUUUAGUAUGUCUGUAGGAGGAAGUGAUGUUGUGGACUCUGAGCUCAUCCUCUUCUGUUCUUCCCGUUAACGCUCUUUUUUUCCUUGUCUUUUAAUCUGCAUGUUUUACAAUCAUGUGACAGGAAGUAAUGAAAAGGCGGGGUGGGGCUUUGACAGGGGAGAAUACCUGGAGGCAGGGCUUGGGACAGGUGACUGUAUGUGGGGCGGGACUGUAGAGUGACUCAUUCUUCUGAACCUGAACGCCUCGUCAUUCCUUUACAAUGUGAAGAAGCAGCGAGACGACCGUGAUGCAAUAAAUGGAUUUCUUUUCUUCUCAGUUUGACAGAUUUGUUUUUAUAGAAACUGAAGGUGCAAAAAUUAUUUAUUAAAUGUUUUUCUUUUGA
Pungitius pungitius (ninespine stickleback) is the source of this 1383-nucleotide messenger RNA. RefSeq names its product ADP-ribosylation factor 4. The transcript has 6 exons. Gene Ontology annotation, cellular component: cytoplasm; plasma membrane. Gene Ontology annotation, biological process: intracellular protein transport; vesicle-mediated transport. The record is from RefSeq and is a predicted model, not a curated record. Bases 369 to 911 code for a protein of 180 amino acids. Gene Ontology annotation, molecular function: GTPase activity; GTP binding. Lineage: Eukaryota; Metazoa; Chordata; Actinopteri; Perciformes; Gasterosteidae.